Molecule: messenger RNA, 2850 nt
Organism: Alosa sapidissima (American shad)
Lineage: Eukaryota; Metazoa; Chordata; Actinopteri; Clupeiformes; Clupeidae
Product: retinol-binding protein 3-like
Exons: 1
Coding region: 1-2850 (949 amino acids)
Biological process (GO): proteolysis
Molecular function (GO): serine-type peptidase activity
Source: RefSeq, a predicted model, not a curated record
AUGGCACAGAUGGCACUGGGGACUAGGAGGGGCACGGCGGGAGCGGGCAGGACGAUGCGGACGGCACUGCCACUGCUGCUUCUGCUGCUGGCACUGUUGGGUCAGAGCCGGGCAUCGGACGGCUCGUUCCAGCGGGCGCUGGUGCUGGACAUGGCGCGGGUUCUGCUGGACAACUACUGCUUCCCCGAGAACCUGCUGGGCAUGCGGGAGGCCAUCGAGCAGGCCAUCCGGAGCGGAGAGAUCCUGCACAUCUCCGACCGCAAGACGCUGGCCGGUGUGCUCUCCGCCGGAGUGCAGGGCGCCCUCAACGACCCCCGGCUCACGGUGACCUUUGAACCCGGCUACGUUCCCAUGACGCCACCGCCGCUAAGCCUCCUCCCGCGGGAGCAGCUGGUGCGCCUGGUGCGGAGCUCCACCAAGCUGGACGUGCUGGACGGCAACGUGGGCUACCUGCGGCUGGACCGCGUCCUUGGGCGCGAGACGGCCGCCAAGCUGGGCGCGUUCCUGCAGGACUACGUGUGGAACCGUGUGGCGCGGACCCGGGCGCUGAUCCUGGACCUGCGCUACAGCGUGGGCGGCGAGCUCUCCGGGCUGCCGCACAUCGUCUCCUUCUUCUCUGACCCCGAGCCGCUGACGCUCAUCGAGACCGUCUACGACCGACCGUCCAACUCCACCUGGGAGCUGUGGACGCUGCCGCGCGUCCCCAGCCAGCGCUACGGCAAGCGCAAGGACCUGAUGGUGCUGACCAGCAAGCGCACCAGCGGCGCGGCCGAGGCACUGGCCUACGCGCUCAAGCACCUGGGCCGCGCCAUCGUGGUGGGCGAGAGGACCUCUGGGGGGUCGGUGAGAGUGGACAAGAUACGCAUCGACAGCUCCGGCUUCUACAUCACCGUGCCCGUUGCCAGGGCGACCAACCCGGUGACGGGCCAGAGCUGGGAGGUGACCGGCGUCUCGCCCUCCGUGUCCGUCAGGCCCAAGGAGGCCGUGUCCAGGGCGAAGGCCCUGCUCGCCGCCCGGGCGACCAUCCCGAAGGCCGUCCACAGCGUGUCCGACCUCAUCAGGAGAUACUACGCGUCCAGGGACAAGGUCAAAGUCUUGCUCAAGCACCUGGAGACCACCGACUUCUUCACGGUCAUCUCGGAGGAGGACCUGGCGGCCAAGCUUAACUACGAACUCCAGUCCGUGUGUGAGGACCCACGACUGGUCGUCAAGACGGCCACCUCAGUUCCGGUGACGACCCCAGGCGACUCUGACCCCGACACGACCCCAGGCGACCCCAACGCGCUGAUGGACGAUGUGUUCAGAGUGGAGGUCCGGCCAGGCAACACUGGAUACUUACGUUUUGACAGAUUCCUCGAUGCCACCACUCUCGUCAGAUUGGACAGCCAGAUAGCGCAGAAAGUCUGGGAGCCAAUCAGGGACACCGAUAACCUCAUCAUCGACCUGCGCUCCAACACGGGCGGUCCGUCGGAGGGCCUGCCCAUCCUCCUGUCCUACCUGCACGACCCCACCCUACCUGUCCUCUUCUACACCCUCUACAACUCCAUCCAGAACACCACCACCGAUUACCACACCUCCGCCACCAUCCAGGGCCCGGCGUACGGCUCCGAGCGCAAUGUCUACGUGCUGACCGGCUACCACACGGCGGCGGCGGGCGAGGAGUUCGCCUACCUGAUGCAGUCGCUCCGCCGCGGCACGGUCAUCGGCGAGAUCACCUCGGGCAACCUGCUGCACUCGCGCUCCUUCCGGGCGGACGGCACCACGGGCAUCCUCGUCACCGUGCCCGUCCUCGACUUUGUGGACAACAACGGCGAGCGCUGGCUCGGGGGCGGCGUGGUGCCGGACGCCAUCGUGCUGGCCGAUGAGGCGGAGGAGGCGACGGCCGAGAUCGUCCAGUUCCACCGGGAGAUGCGGGCGCUGGUGUCCGGCGCGGGCGAGCUACUGGACGCACACUACGCGUUCCCCGAGGUGGCCGCUAAGGUGCGCGGCGUGCUGGAGGCCAAGUGGCGGGACGGCGCGUACCGCUCGGUGGUAGACUAUGAGUCGCUGGCCUCGCAGCUGACCUCUGACCUGCAGGAGACGUCCGGCGACCACCGCCUGCACGUGUUCUACUGCGACGUGGAGCCAGAGGCCCCGCACGAGCUGCCCAAGCUCCCGUCGUCCAGCGCCGACGCUGCCUACGUCGUCAACGCGCUCUUCAAGAUCGACCUGCUGCCUGGCAACACGGGCUACCUGCGUUUGGACACGAUGCCGGACGCGGAGGCUCUGACCUUUGACCCCGUGGGGCCGCGGCUGCUGACGCAGGUGUGGAGCAAGCUGGCGCAGACGGACGCGCUGGUCAUCGACGUCCGCUUCAACACGGGCGGCCACUCCUCCGCCAUCCCCCUGCUCUGCAGCUUCCUGUUCGGCCCCGAGCCGCCGACACCGCCGCGCCACCUGUACUCCGUCUUCGACCGCUCCUCCUCGUCCACCGCAGAGGUCACGACCCUGCCGCAGGUCCAGGGCCCGCGCUACGGCUCGGAGAAGGACGUCUAUGUGCUGACGAGCCUCAUGACGGGGUCGGCGGCGGAGGCGCUGGCGUUCGCCCUGCAGGACGCGCGGAGGGCCACGGUGGUCGGGGAGGCCACGCCGGGCGGCUCGCUGUCCAGCGGGAUGUACCAGGUGGGCGGCAGCAUCCUCUACGUGUCCGUGCCCAACCAGGCGCUGCUGAGCGCGGUCAGCGGGAGACCCUGGAGCAUCUCGGGCGUAGAGCCGGACGUCGCCGCCCAGGGAUCGGACGCGCUCAACGCGGCCAAGAGAAUCAUCGCUGCCAAGCAGCGCAAGCAGGAGGCCAGGAGAGCGCAGCGCUAA